CAAACUAGAAGCUCUUCUUUCUUCCUCCUCUCUUCGACCACAAUACAGAGCAAAUUUUCAAGCUCGGAAAUGGCUUUCCACCAAAGGUCGACAAGUUUGCCUUCUAGGCCUCACGUCAGUGAGACCGAAGUCGAGCUAGAGCUUCAGAGCAUAGAAGCAAGCAUCUCUUCCCCUAAUUCCAUCAGCACGAUGUGCGAUGGUCUCAGGACUCUUGCAAACAUCUACGAUGGUCUUGAAGAAAUCAUCUGCCUACCAAACAACCAAGUUUGCUCCUCCCAGCAGAGGAGCAUGUUGGAUGGAGAAAUGGAAGGUUCUCUUGAGCUGCUAGAUCUCUGCAGCGCCAUGCAAGAGAUCUUCGUCGAGAUGAAGGCUAUCAUCCAAGAGCUGCAAGUGGCUCUAAGGAAAGAUGAUGACGCAGCUACUCAGGCCAAGAUCCAAUCCUACACCCGCUUGGUGAAGAAGUCCAAGAAUCUUUUCAAGAAGACCGCGAAGAAGGCUCCUGCAGAUUGUAGCAUGGUCAUGUUGUUGGCCAAGGCUAGAGAGAUCUCUAUGUCUCUGCUGGAGUCCACACUCCAUCUCUUUUCGAAGCAAAUCGAAAUGCCUAAACAGUCUCUUGUUUCCAAGGCAUUUCACAAGAAGAAGGCAGUUGUUUGCAAGGAGGAGCAAUUGUUGGGGCUAGAGUGCAGUAUCGGAGAUCUCGAGAGUGGGGCAGGACAUCUGUUCAGAAAAUUAGUCCAGAGCCGAGUUUCCCUACUCAACAUCCUUAGCUCAUAGAUACUCCCAAGUCACUCUUGGCGCCCUCUGAUUGGCAUCCGCCUUUUUAAGGAAUAGCUGAUCUUCAUACAAUUUUGCCAUAUGUAUACACUAUACUGUACAAAUGUACAUGAUACUACAGAAAGAGAAAGAAAAGUUUUGAUCCA
Molecule: messenger RNA, 920 nt
Organism: Triticum aestivum (bread wheat)
Lineage: Eukaryota; Viridiplantae; Streptophyta; Magnoliopsida; Poales; Poaceae
Exons: 1
Coding region: 70-774 (234 amino acids)
Biological process (GO): shoot system development; root development
Source: RefSeq, a predicted model, not a curated record